GGCAGCCGGCGCCUGCUCGCCGCCGCCUUCCGCCGCCCCGCCGUUACCCCGGCAACGCCGCCGCCGUGGGAGCGCGGAGUGCGGGCCCGGCCGCAAGAUGAUGCUCUCCCGGGCCAAGCCGGCCGUGGGGGGUACCCCGCCACCGGGAGACAAACGAAGAAAGAAAGGGAAGGAGGUGCCGCAGCUGGAAGAACUCCUGGCCCAGAGGGACUUUACCGGCGCGAUCGCCUUGCUGGAGUUUAAACAGCAAGUGGGCGAACAGGAGGAGGAUGCCAGCCUUUGGAUUGGAUACUGCGCAUUUCAUUUGGGUGACUACAAGAGAGCUCUGGAGGAAUAUGAAGCCUUAACCAAACAACCAACUUGCAAUCCAGAUGUUUGGGUGAACCUUGCCUGUACGUACUUCUUUCUGGGGAUGUACACGCAAGCAGAACAAGCAGCUUUGAAAGCACCGAAGAGUAGUCUCCAGAACCGUCUGCUCUUUCACUUGGCACAUAAGUUCAAUGAUGAAAAGAAACUGAUGAGCUCUCACCAGAAUCUGCAAGAUGUUACAGAAGAUCAGCUUAGCUUGGCAUCUAUCCACUACCUGCGGGCCCACUACCAAGAGGCAAUUGAUAUCUACAGGCGCAUUCUACUGAAGAAUCGGGAAUACCUGGCUCUGAAUGUAUAUGUUGCCCUAUGCUAUUACAAACUGGAUUACUAUGAUAUAUCACAGGAAGUGCUAGCUGUUUAUCUUCAGCAAGUUCCUGACAGCACCAUUGCUCUUAACCUUAAGGCUUGUAACCAUUUCCGACUUUACAAUGGGAAGGCUGCUGAGGCAGAGCUCAAGAACUUGACUGACAAUGCCUCAUCAUCUUUUGAGUUUGGCAAGGAGCUCAUUAAGCACAAUCUGGUGGUUUUCCGAGGAGGAGAAGGGGCUUUGCAGGUCCUGCCUCCUCUGGUUGAUGUUAUUCCCGAGGCAAGACUGAAUCUUGUGAUUUACUAUCUCCGGCAAGAUGAUGUGCAGGAGGCUUAUAACCUGAUAAAGGACCUGGAACCUUCAGCUCCACAGGAGUACAUCCUCAAAGGAGUCGUAAAUGCAGCACUUGGACAAGAAGUUGGCUCAAGAGAUCAUCUGAAAAUUGCUCAGAAAUUCUUCCAGUUGGUCGGGGAAUCAGCCAGCGAAUGUGAUACCAUUCCAGGGAGACAGUGCAUGUCCUCCUGCUUCUUUCUUCUUAGACAGUUUCCUAAUGUCCUAAUUUACCUCAACUCAAUCAAGAGUUACUUCUACAACAAUGACACUUUUAACUUCAACUAUGCCCAAGCCAAAGCUGCAACUGGCAAUUUUAAAGAGGCUGAAGAGGUGUUCCUUUUGAUCCAGAGUGAGAAGAUAAAGAGUGAUUUUGUUUACCUUAGAUGGCUAGCUCGCUGCUAUAUUAUGAAUAAGAAACCACAGUUGGCCUGGAAGCUCUAUCUGAAGAUGGAAACCUCAGGGGACUCCUUUAACCUAUUGCAGCUCAUUGCAAAUGAUUGCUACAAAAUGGGUCAGUUUUACUAUUCAGCCAAAGCGUUUGAUGUUUUGGAGAGACUGGACAAUAAUCCUGAAUACUGGGAAGGCAAGAGAGGUGCUUGUGUGGGUGUAUUUCAAAUGAUUUUAGCUGGCCGAGAAGCGAAAGAGACUCUGCGGGAAGUACUGCAUCUUCUGAAGAGCACUGGUAAUUCUCAAGUAGAAUACAUUGUCCGCAUCAUGAAAAAGUGGGCCAAGGAGAACAGAGUUCCAGUUUAAGUCAGUACCACAAAAUAAACUGGGUCAGUUGCUACUGUAUGUCUGGCUGCAAGAUGUGGGUUUUGGUUUCUCCUAUGCAUUCUGACUAUCUCCUUCCUUGAAGGACUUUAGGCAUUCAAGCAGGUUGAUCCAGCUGAGGAAGAGUGUCCUGCAGUGAGAUUGCAAAACAUUCAGCAAGUUGGUUCUUUUUUUAAUUAAAACUUUUUAUAUCUUGCACCCCCUCUAUUCUUCAAUGUUUCUUUUUUUCAGUAGUAAUUACAACUGUGCACAAGUAAAGUGCUCCUCAAAUGUUCCCCAGAUUUCUCCCCAAAAGUUACUGAACUGCUUUGUGGGGUUUUUUUCCAUCAAGCCUUCUGUCCUUGGGAGAAGAAUUAUUUAUUACCUGACUGAGACAAACCUGCUUCAGGAAGUGAUAGAAUACAGUAAAUAGAGAUGGUAAUGGUGAUAAUCAAAAGCCUACUAUGGCUACUAGGGUAUCAGAUAAUACAGAAGACUUAUCAUAGAAUCAUACAAUCAUAGAAUGGCUUGGAUUAAAAGGGACCUUAAAGAUCAUCCAGUUCCAACCCACCUGCCAUAGGCAAGGACACCUUCCAUUAGACCAGGUUGCUCAGAGCUCCAUCCAGCCUGUCCUUAAACACUUCCAGGGUUGAGGCAACUUCUCUAGGUGACUUGUUCCAGUGCCUCACCGCCCUCACAGUAAAGAAUUUCUUCCUAAUAUCUAAGGUAAACCUUCUCUCUUUGAAGCCAUUUCCCCUAGUUCUGUCACUUCAUGUCUUUCUCCAUUUUUCUUGUAGGACUUCUAUAUAUUACCUCUCUGGGCUAAAAUACAAAUCAUAUUCUGAGCAUUAGCCUUUUCUGGAUAAAUUUCAAUAACUAAUACCUUAAUUUCUUUUUUGUUGUUGUUUUUGUCCGUAAGGAUUGUUUUCUCUCCUAUCAUCUUUUUCAAAGCAUGGAGGUUUAUUGGUCUGUAUUGUUCAAUCUUGUUUUGAAGUUUAGCACUCAAAACAUUCAUGUUAAUAUAGUUCACAUGAGAAAUCUAUUUAGUUUAGCAAUCUGAUGGAUAAAAAUAUGUUCUGAAUUAUUUUCUUCAGCAUUUACCACUAUCAUGAGCAACCAUAUUCAUUAUACUUUUGGAUUUAUUAGACUUUUCUGUUUUUUAAGGAGAACAGCUCAGGGAAUAUGUAAUUCUAAAAGAAGCAACAGUUGUAACAUAAAAAUGUGUUAUAUAUUUGGUAGCUGUGAUGGCUUUGUUCAGCUACCAGAGGACUGAGACUCCAAACAGGUCACUCCUCUUUUGUGUUAACCUCUCCCCACCCCCCUCCAAUAAUGAAGAGACAAUAUGAAGAGAUAUAAAUAAAAAAAUAACAAAUUACUUAAGGAACUAGCAGUCACUGCAAAGAUAUAAAUUAAAA
This is a messenger RNA of Myiozetetes cayanensis, 3174 nucleotides long. It is a transcript of the gene IFT56, whose product is annotated as intraflagellar transport 56. Gene Ontology annotation, cellular component: intraciliary transport particle B; ciliary base; ciliary basal body. The transcript is spliced from 18 exons. Gene Ontology annotation, molecular function: protein binding; intraciliary transport particle B binding. Bases 98 to 1762 code for a protein of 554 amino acids. Lineage: Eukaryota; Metazoa; Chordata; Aves; Passeriformes; Tyrannidae. Gene Ontology annotation, biological process: intraciliary anterograde transport; intraciliary transport involved in cilium assembly. The record is from RefSeq and is a predicted model, not a curated record.